AUUUUCGGCCACAGAGAAAAGUCUAAGCUUAUUAUCAAAAUUAUAAAGUAUGGGAAUAUGCCCAUAAAACCGAGUCAUAACGUCGGCUGUAUUCGAUUUCUGCUCGGCCGUAAUAAUGUGCGAAGAAGCCUGCAGAGCAUUCGUACAUUUCAGCUGAGGCACUGCCCUAGUCCGAUCCUGAAGAAGCUUCACGAGCAUCGCCGUUUGCAGCACCGCCAGCUAGGGGUCGAGGAUGAUAUCAAAUGGAUCUUUCAGUUGGAAGUUUUGCGCGCUAGGGACUCGAAGAAACUGUCACUGCCACUGCUCAUCUACAUGUACAGUCCAUGGAAGUAUAUGGCCAACAAGGCCAACAUGUUGAAGCUGAAGCUGUUGUGGGACUGGACAUUUGCCGAAGCGAGAUUCGUGGAGAACUCGAAGAAGGCGGCCGUCGUCAUCACAGAAAUCAUACGUCAAAAGGAUCCCAAUCACAUAGCCCGUUGCACCACGCCACUGGGCUUCAAGCAAAUAAAGCACGACCUAGCAGAUGAGACGGAGAACACGCCCCUGCAACUUAUGCGCUUCCAGCGGCAGCACAUAAAACGCGCCAUUCCGGUCACAGUCCGGCUGAUGCGUCACUAUGAUCACAAGUUCGCCUUCAUCGACAUGGUUUUUGUAGGGCUGCGACGCACGAUCGAUUUCGAAUCAAAGGAGGACCAAGAAGUGGAGCGUCAGAUACAAGAGUUGAAUUUUCAGCAAACAGAAGCAGCUGGCGAGCUCCCAGUUCCGCAUCCCGUUGUGUUCGCCGAGAUCUUCGUUAGAUUUCGACGCGACUACUCGGUGAAGCCAAAGGGUGUGGAGAGAGCGCAGGACAUCGGAUGUCCCGGCCAGUGGCUUGUCUCAAACUAUAAGAUACUAAAUUUUAACGUGCUCAACUUCGAUCCGGAAUACCAGAGUUCUAACGCCAAAGUCUACGAUGUCUGAAAGUAGGAAGUAACUAGAAAUUAAAAAUGCAACCUUUCACUGUGGCUUUGGCGUGCAACGUAAAAAUAAAAUAUCUGUUCGUUUUAAGAAGAAA
Messenger RNA from Scaptodrosophila lebanonensis, 1054 nucleotides. RefSeq lists its product as uncharacterized. Gene Ontology annotation, molecular function: ribosome binding. The record is from RefSeq and is a predicted model, not a curated record. Bases 58 to 960 code for a protein of 300 amino acids. The transcript has a single exon. Gene Ontology annotation, cellular component: mitochondrial inner membrane. Gene Ontology annotation, biological process: protein insertion into mitochondrial inner membrane from matrix; inner mitochondrial membrane organization. NCBI's taxonomy places the organism in Eukaryota, Metazoa, Arthropoda, Insecta, Diptera, Drosophilidae.